CAGUCGUUGAAAACGCCCCAUCCUGCUCCGGAAAAUUGGAAGGAGACGUAUGAUGCUAUCAAGGGUAUGCGUGCGCGCAUCACUGCCCCAGUCGAUACCAUGGGGUGCGAUCAGGCCCAGUACAAAGAGCAGGAUCCCAAGAACCAGCGAUUUGCGACGCUCGUCUCGCUCAUGCUAUCGUCACAAACUAAAGACGAAGUGACGGACGCGGCGGUAUCGAAGCUGCGCGACGCGAUCGGUGGCAGUCUUAGUGUCGAGGCUUUAAUAGCUACGGAUGACGACAAGAUUUCAGAUGCUAUAUGCAAGGUUGGUUUUUGGCGACGCAAGACCGGAUACUUAAAGCAAGCCGCUCAACGGCUGCGUGAUAAUUUCGACUCAGACGUCCCGAAGACUGUAGAUGAAUUGUGCUCACUCCCUGGCGUUGGACCCAAAAUGGCGUUCUUGGCUUUGCACACAGCGUGGAACCUAAACGUUGGAAUUGGAGUGGAUGUCCAUGUCCAUCGUAUCACUAAUCGUCUCAAGUGGCAUAAACCGCCAACCAAGAACCCAGAAGAGACGCGGCUAAAUCUGCAGUCAUGGCUCCCUUCAGACUUACAUCGUGAGAUCAACCAUCUACUCGUCGGAUUCGGUCAGGUGGUCUGUUUGCCCGUUGGCCCCCGCUGUGAUCAGUGCACUUUAAGCACGAGCUGUCCGAGCGCUCAA
Molecule: messenger RNA, 702 nt
Organism: Heterobasidion irregulare TC 32-1
Lineage: Eukaryota; Fungi; Basidiomycota; Agaricomycetes; Russulales; Bondarzewiaceae
Exons: 6
Biological process (GO): base-excision repair; base-excision repair, AP site formation; nucleotide-excision repair
Cellular component (GO): nucleus
Molecular function (GO): DNA binding; DNA-(apurinic or apyrimidinic site) endonuclease activity; oxidized pyrimidine nucleobase lesion DNA N-glycosylase activity
Source: RefSeq, a predicted model, not a curated record